AGAGAGCACUGAGCAUCGCAGGGAGAAAAUGGAGGAAGGAAAGGGACCAGUGAAGCAUGUUCUGCUUGCAAAGUUCAAAGAUGACGUAACAGAAGAGAAGAUCGAUGAACUUAUCAAAGGUUACGCCAACCUUGUCAAUCUCAUCGAACCUAUGAAAGCUUUCCAAUGGGGAAAAGAUGUGAGCAUAGAGAAUCUGCAUCAAGGUUUCACACACAUCUUUGAAUCGAGUUUUGAGAGCAAAGAAGCUGUAGCUGAGUACGUUCAUCAUCCUAUUCACGUUGAGUUCGCCAACAUGUUCCUUGGCAGCUUGGAUAAAGUCUUGGUCAUAGACUACAAGCCUACCUCUGUGUAAAUCAUCAUCUUGCAGCAGCAAAGUUUCAUUGUCUUUUGAUCCUUUUUUUUUAAUUGGCUCUGUGUAUGCCUCUUGUGUGUCAUGUUUGAAAUAAAGUAUUAUUCCUUUUGAGUAAUGAUGUUGUUUCUGUUCAUUUCUUUCUUGAAUCAGCGAUGUGUGUAAAACGAUCAUGAGUUUAUUUACUUGAUAAUGGAAGUGUUUCAUUUGGAGUGUA
Molecule: messenger RNA, 566 nt
Organism: Eruca vesicaria subsp. sativa (arugula)
Lineage: Eukaryota; Viridiplantae; Streptophyta; Magnoliopsida; Brassicales; Brassicaceae
Source: the annotation of a GenBank genome assembly